Molecule: messenger RNA, 711 nt
Organism: Salvia hispanica
Lineage: Eukaryota; Viridiplantae; Streptophyta; Magnoliopsida; Lamiales; Lamiaceae
Product: protein cornichon homolog 4-like
Biological process (GO): vesicle-mediated transport
Source: RefSeq, a predicted model, not a curated record
GAGAGAGUUACAGAGAAAGAAAGAGAAAGGUGCUUAUCAGAGGCAGCUAUGGUGGAUUUAUUUGCAUGGCUAGGUUCCUUCUUUCUCGUCAUAGGUAUAAUCGGUGCUGUACUUUUCCAGCUAAUGUGCUUGGCCGACCUUGAGUUUGAUUAUAUCAACCCAUAUGAUACAGCAUCCCGAGUAAAUAAGGCUGUUUUGCCAGAGUUUAUUGCAGAAGGAGUUUUGUGCCUUCUCCUUCUUAUUACAGGGCAUUGGGGUAUGUGUUUGCUCGGCCUUCCAUACGCAUAUUACAAUGUAACAAUAUACACUCGGCGGCAACACCUUCUGGAUGUAACUGAGAUUUUUAACCAGCUUCAUUGGGAGAAGAAGGUGAGAUUUAUCAAGAUUAGUUACCUGAUCAUCUUUCUGGCAUUGACGAUAUUCUGGAUGAUUUGGAGCGUUGUGGAUGAAUGAUCAAUGUGAAUUUGAUGCUGCCAUUAAUUAUACAUUCUCAAACGAAGGCGAUCGAGGUGGCAUGAAGAUGGCAUCCGGUUUGCGAAUUUGUCUCCAAAAUCGACAUCAAUGGAGUUAUUAUACUCACAUAGGGUUGCUCCAUGCCAUUCAAGUUAUAGUAGUAAUGUAAGUUUGACAUUUAAAAAAUAUUUUCUAAAAGUCUUCCUUGUUGAAUUUUGGUGUCUUUGGUUGAGUAAAAUAUGUCCUUGAUUGAUCUGA